Messenger RNA from Harpegnathos saltator (Jerdon's jumping ant), 1410 nucleotides. Its product is annotated as tumor protein p63-regulated gene 1-like protein. The transcript is spliced from 6 exons. The record is from RefSeq and is a predicted model, not a curated record. The coding region runs from base 245 to 1141 and encodes 298 amino acids. NCBI's taxonomy places the organism in Eukaryota, Metazoa, Arthropoda, Insecta, Hymenoptera, Formicidae. Gene Ontology annotation, cellular component: cytoplasm.
ACAUAUAUAACAAAGAUAGAAGGUCCUAAUGGCGUUGAUGUUUCGCUUCCCGAACGUAGCCAUGAUCGAUCGUAAGCGUAAUUUACAAACAGUUUCGUCAAACGCCUUUGUAUAGUUGAUUUUUCGGAAGUUAUAUCUGGAGCGUUUCAGCGAUACUCUGUUAUCACGCAUUACUGUGUUGCGAUUCAUCGGGUCAUUAUCGUGAACAUAUGUAAUAAAACCUAGAGACAAAUAACCUUAAAAAAUGGAAGAGACGUGUUUGGACGACGGACUUGCGGCAAAUUUUGAAAAAGCCACAUUGGAAAUCUCCAAAGAUAUUGAUACUGCCAAGUUGACAACAGAAGGCAAUGACGACACCCUGAAACAAGAUUCAGCUUCGAAAAAUGUGUGUAAUGCGCCUUUCAGGCACAUAGAUGUUCAUACAUUCUUCGCUGAUAGGAAUGAAGUUGUAGAAAGGGCCAUACAUGACUGCACUGAAAAACUCAUCAAGGAAAACAAUGAGGAGCUUGUAGGAAGCUGGCUUCUGACAGAAAUAAGUUUAUGGGAUACAGAAAAGGAGAGACUUGUGUUACUAGCAACCAAAACUCUUUACUCUGUAAAGUAUGACUUUAUUUCUCUAAAAAUACUUAAUUAUAAUCGUGUGCCCAUACUGCUGCUGGAUACAGUAGUGAUAGGGGAGUUGAUUUAUCCAUCUACAUCUCUUGCACCACGAUUAAGUGGAUUAGCAGAGGGUGUGUCGUCCAUAAUUCAAUGUGCAGUGCGCCAAGAGUGGUCAUCUGUUGCAGGUUGUUCUGGUCUUAAUCAAUUUGAGCCUAGAAAACGACAUAUGGUGGGAAUGAGACUUAUGUGGAAUAGAGGGCAGCCCUUACCUCUAAUAAAAAAGUGGAAUCCAUUUGCAAAAGAUAUACCUUGGCUUACGUAUGCUAAUCAUCCGUUGUUCUGGUUUAAAGCAGGGACUGAAGUUGUCAAGACAAGAUUUGAUGUAGAGGUUUUUCAUUCCAUGCUUAAAAAUUUACUACCGCACGAAUGCAAUGUCGUUAAUACGCCAAUUAUAAUAGAAAAUUACUGCGGAAUUGGUGCCUUAGUGCACAAUAGGAAUGGCUUAGGUUUCUUUAAGAUACGAGGCAAAGUCAGUUUCUAAGUUCCUUGAUCUUGUAGAAUUGCAAACGCUACAAGGUAUCUUUCUGAACUUAAUGUUUUUCCUUGCUUCUUUUAGGAUUUUUCUUAUUAGAAUACACUUGUAAUCUUGUACAGUAUUUACAAAAGAAUAGUAAUUACUCUUGCGAUACAAAAUUACUUCUAUAUAUAAUUAUAUAUUAAAAUAAAGUCUGUAUGUAUACGCAAUACUGUUAGGGUCGCUUGAUCAAGGAUCAAUUAUUUCCGUAAAAUACAGAUAUUUUUCAAUACGAA